Messenger RNA from Myripristis murdjan (pinecone soldierfish), 3075 nucleotides. It is a transcript of the gene ints10, whose product is annotated as integrator complex subunit 10. Bases 326 to 2470 code for a protein of 714 amino acids. The record is from RefSeq and is a predicted model, not a curated record. Gene Ontology annotation, biological process: snRNA processing. The transcript is spliced from 17 exons. Gene Ontology annotation, cellular component: integrator complex. Lineage: Eukaryota; Metazoa; Chordata; Actinopteri; Holocentriformes; Holocentridae.
CUGCAUCAAUAUGUCAUCACAAAGCGUCUGUUGGAGGCUCGCACCGAUAAAUAAAGGGAUUAGCUUCGAUUUUAAAACAUUUUUUCUCUCUCUCUGGGGUCACUUCCAGCAAAAAAUGUCACUGUAAAGUCAGUUUUAAAUUCACUUAUAUUUGCCCGAGACGACGGAACAGCUCGGGUUAGCGUCGGGCUCGCACUGGAAAUCUCAAUUUGGGCACCGAGACUUUGGGUUAAUGGAAGACAGAGGCUUACACUGAGCCACCGUGUUAGGCACCCCUGCUGCUGUCUGGGUUCAUCUUCAGGACUAAAAGUUUGUUUCAGCCAACAUGUCAGCGCAAAAAGACUGUGAGUUCUUGGUGAAGAGAGCCCGGGAGCUUGUCUCCGAGGACCCGUGUGCGGCUAAAGCCUGGCUCAUCACCGCCCGGACCCUCUACCCCGCCGACUUCAACAUACAGUAUGAAAUGUACAUCAUCGAGCGGAAUGCAGAGAGGACAGCAUCGGCUGGCAGACUGCUGUACGACAUGUUUAUAAACUUUCCAGAGCAGCCCAUUGUGUGGCGUGAGAUCAGUGUCAUCACAGCUGCCCUGCGCAGUGACUGUCAGGACAAACAUGCGCAGUUCCUACGAGGGCUUUUCGAGACGCUGCCUGGCCGCGUGCAGUGUGAGAUGCUGCUGAAGGCCACAGAGCAGUGUUUCAACACUUUGGAAAAGGCUGAGAUGCUGCUGCUCCUCCUUAAGCGCUUCCCAGAGUCUGUGGUCCAACAUGGGGUCAAUCUGGGAGAGACACUGUUGGAAGCAGAGGCGUCAGAAAACUUGGAGACUCCUGUCAAUUGCUUUAGAAAACUUUUCGUGUGUGAUGUCCUUCCUUUGAUUAUAAACAAUGUGGACAUGCGCUUGCCAGCCAGCCUGCUGCAGAAGUACAUGCUGAAAGCAGCUGAAUUCUACAUUGGCUAUGUCACCCGUGGACCCUCACCUGACGGACAGAUGCAGGGCUCUCAGGAAGUGGGGUCUCUAAAGUCCCCUGGAGUGUCUCGUGGCUCCCAGCGUUAUGUGAUCGACGGCCUGUCGGAGAAGUCCUCGGUGGUGGCCGAACCGUGGGAGAGGCUGCUCGAUAUCCUUGCGGUUGUGGGUGCACGCUGCGAGUGGCAGGGUGACAAGGGACAGAGGAGUUACGUGGACAUGCUGCAGAGGGUGAAGGAGCUGUGCUGCUACCUGCCUGGUCUGGAGGGAGAAACCAGGUCCCGUUGCUGCAGCCAGGUGGUGAUCUGUGCUGCGCUCGUCCUGUUCCGCAGUGCCUUCCUCUACGUCUCUACUGUGCAGCCUGCGCUCUUCCAGGGUGUGAAUGCAUUGAGUUCAGGGCCAUGGAUCCUUCUGGAGGAUCUGAGUUCGGUGUACAGUGAUGUAGAGGUGGAGCGAGGAGCCGUGAAACAUGCGCAUAAGAAACGCAAAUUGGCAGAUGGGAGAGAGAAGACGAUGAGCUCAGAUGAUGAGGAAGGUUUGAGUAAGGGUCGCGGUCGACACAUUUUGGUGAACAAGACUGAGAUGCCCAGCUGGUCGGAGACUCUGGACAGCUUCCGCACAGCGAGGGAGAGCUGGGACCUCCUCCACUCGCACGACGGCCUGGAGACUGAGUUCAAGAAGAUUUGUGCCUCAUGGAAGACAGACAGCUGGCUGUGGUUCAGAAUAUUCCUCACUGACAUGAUCAUAUACCAGGGUCAGUACCGUAAGGCUCUCUCCAGCCUGCAUCAGAUGACUGCGGUGCAGCAGCCUCAGCCUGGGCAGCAAAGCCCCUCAGGUCAAGCCAGCCUGGAGCACCACAGGGCUCUCAUACAGCAGGCCUCCUGCCACUAUGCACUGGGAGAAUACAGGAUGGCCUGUGAGAAGCUGCUUGAUGUUGUCAGUGGGCUGGUGCCCCCAAAUCAGGAGCCAGUGAAGACCCCUGAGGAGCAGGGAAAAGUCAAGAGCAAAACAAGGAAAGGUAAUGACCUGAGAUUGCUUCCCUGCACCAGUAAGGCCAUCUUGCCCUUCUGUCUACAGCUGAUGCUGGCCUGCUUCAAACUCCGUGCCUUCACAGACAAUCGUGACGACCUGUCCCUUGGUCAUGUGGUGGUGCUCCUGCAGUAUGACUGGCCACAGGGUGAGAUGCUGUUUCUGAAGGCAGUGGAUAAGAUCUGCCAGCAGGGCAGCUUCCAGUAUGAGAAUUUCUUCAACUAUGUCACGAACAUUGAUAUGCUUGAGGAGUUUGCCUACCUGCGUACUCCAGAAGGAGGGAGGAUCCAACUCGAGCUGCUACCCAAUCAGGGAAUGUUAAUCAAGCACCACACAGUGACUCGAGGAAUCACCAAAGGAGUGAAGGAGGAUUUCCGUCUGGCCAUGGAGAGACAGGUGUCACGCUGUGGGGAGAACCUGCUCAGUGUCCUCCACCGCUUCUGCAUCAAUGAGAAGAUCAUCAUCAUCCAGUCUCUUCCUUGACACCGGGCUCUUUACAUUUGAACACUUAAAGCUGAUAUUCCUGGCAUAAUGGGUCUAGAGAACAAAAAGUCUGGAACAUACUUUGUGUUUUUAUACAGAUGGAAUGACUAUUCAAUGCCAGCAGCUCUCCUUGAACAACUUUAGAAACCAACACAGGACAGAGACCAUUUUCUACAUUUCCUGUCUUUACCAUUCAUCUCUGAUGGACUCUUAUGUAAGAAUAUACCUAUUCCAUCUCUCUUGCCUUAAAAUUGGAUCACUGCUUUCAGACAGAUGGAAGAAGUGCAGAUUCCCUGAAUUUAAUUGUGUAAGUUUUGGCCAUGUUCAUACUAUAUAGUAUGUGUAGUUUUCUUAUGCUCUUUGGAAAAAAUGGCCUGUCAAUAUAUUUUGAUUUUGUGAGUAGUUUGUGUUCAACCAUAUCUCAUGACAUUGGAACCCAAUUUGACAUUGUUGAGGUACUGAAUAUUGAUGAAAGAAAAGCAAGCACAUUUCUGGUAUUGUUAAAAAAAAAAAAGAAGAUUUAUUGAUUUUUUUUUUUGUUACAGGCUUGAUCAAACAGUUCAUAUGAUUGUUUUCAUUAAACAAAACUGACUGGUUUGAAGAAA